AUGUUCAAAUCCUUCCUCGUUAAACCCGCAGUCGUGCGGCGGGGCUUGUGUGCACCUCGACGAGCUCUGCACCUCGCCCCGCCCUUCCUCCUCGACAACUAUAUUCCCCGCUACCACUUCCUCUCCUCCGCCGAUGCCGCGAAAAAGCGCUCCGCUGCCUACGCGCAUCUCCGACAAUGUAAUCUCUGCCCGCGCUUGUGCAACGUCAACCGCUACGAAACCACGGGCCACUGCCUGAUUGGCGCGGAAACCGUCAAGGUAUCAACCAUUGCACCUCAUUUUGGCGAGGAACCCUGCCUUCAAGGCCACAACGGCAGCGGGAGCGUGUUCUUCAGUGGUUGUAAUCUGCGCUGUGUCUUCUGCCAGAAUCACGACAUCGCGCAUCAAAAGGUGGGCUUCGAUUUGACACCAGAGGAACUGGCCGAGUGGAUGGUCAAACUCCAGGAAGUGGGCGGUGUACAUAACAUCAACUUUGUCACCCCUGAGCAUGUGGUUCCGCAGGUUGCAUUGUCGAUAUUACACGCGAGAGAGAUGGGCUUGAACGUGCCGAUCGUGUAUAAUACAAGCGCAUUCGACAGUCUCGAGAGCUUGAAGCUCAUGGACGGGCUGGUGGAUAUCUACCUGCCGGAUUUCAAGGUUUGGAAAAAUGCCACGAGUAAGAGGCUUUUGAAGGCGGAUGCGUAUGCCGAUGCGGCAAGGGAGAGUAUUACCGAGAUGUAUAGGCAGGUUGGCGAUCUGUGUUUUACGGCAGACGGAAUCGCCAAAAAGGGUGUGCUUGUGCGGCACCUUGUGAUGCCGGGCAAGGAAGACGAGGGUGUUCAGAUCAUGAACUGGCUCGCGGGCACGUUGGGCAAGGAUGUCUUUGUGAACAUCAUGGAGCAGUAUUUCCCGACUGCUCAUGUUGGAAAGGAGAGGAGAGGGUCAAAGGGCGAGCGGGGUGGCGAGAAACGAUACAGUGAGAUCAAUCGACCCGUCAAGCUCGACGAGGUCGGUGUCGUGCAGAAGGCAGCAAAGGACGCUGGACUCUGGAGAUUUGCAGAAGCGGCCAGACAUGGCGGGUUCAAUAUCUGA
Cladophialophora yegresii CBS 114405 is the source of this 1071-nucleotide messenger RNA. Its product is annotated as pyruvate formate lyase activating enzyme. Lineage: Eukaryota; Fungi; Ascomycota; Eurotiomycetes; Chaetothyriales; Herpotrichiellaceae. The transcript has a single exon. Bases 1 to 1071 code for a protein of 356 amino acids. Gene Ontology annotation, molecular function: iron-sulfur cluster binding; catalytic activity. The record is from RefSeq and is a predicted model, not a curated record.